Arvicanthis niloticus (Nile rat) is the source of this 1329-nucleotide messenger RNA. NCBI's taxonomy places the organism in Eukaryota, Metazoa, Chordata, Mammalia, Rodentia, Muridae. The record is from RefSeq and is a predicted model, not a curated record.
GAAGGCCAGGGCGUGAGGAGAAACGAGGACCGAGGAACAGAACUACUGAUUCCGAAGGACUGGAGUCUCGGCCUAAGAACCAUGGAACCAAAAGACAAGGUAGCUGUUUCCUACCGGCCCUCUACCUCGGAAUGUAACGUGGGGAAGAAGACUGGAGCAGCACCGCCUGCGAUCGAACCUAGCCUCAGAGGACGUGCAAAUCACCCUGGCAGAGGCCACAGUUGUGGCACCAGGACCCAGGUCAGGGACCACGGCGAUGUCCUGCUGGCUGUGGGUUCUGAGAAAAGGGGGCAUAGUGCACCGGUAAAGAGACGCCAGAUUCGACUACCAAGAACAACUGUCUCCCGCAAACCCCUCAAACAGGCCAAGAAGACCCCUACCAAAGGAAGAGGUCUCGCUGCAAAGGAGUACCCUGUGUCCCAGCCUGAAGACCUGCCUCCAACAAGCCCCCAGGAGGAGAGCCCCCACGGGUCUCAAGUAUAUUGCAGGCCCCCAGCACUUUCACCUCUGCCCUCCAUGGCAGUGCCCUCCGAGCAGGAACUGAUGGGCCCUCCUUCCAUGGAGCUUCAUCGUGGGGCUUUUGCCUUGUCCAACCCAUGCUCAAAUAUGAUCCUCCCGCCAUGUACCUCCAGCGAUCAUCACCAUCCUCUGGAGCCACAGGGCUCCGGUGCCUAUGACCAGGCCUCGGUCUCUGCUACCUUAGAGUAUCAGGAAACACUGGAGGCUGCCAAGGCCCUGAUGACUCUGAAGAACUCUUCUUGGACCUGGCACCAGACCCACAGCUAAACAGGUCUUGCUUGAAGUUGGAGCAGUGAAGCCUUCCAGUCCAUCCGUGUGAUUCAGACAGAUCCUCAGGCCAGCUCCACUUCACUUCCUAUUGAGCAUCUGGAGUGUACCUCCCUCUUGAACUUAAGGGACCAGAGGAGGAGGUGCAGGCUUCUCCAAGCACUGAGUAGUUGAUAAUCUGUGUGGUUCAUGUCUGAAAUGCUUAAAUGUGCUUUGUAAGCCUUCGGGCGUUUAAUAAGCUUUCAGACUCUUUGCACAAUGUAGAUCAGUUCCUUAGCCUGCAGAGUAUGUUCUUGUAUCCCCAUCCCUCAUUCCUUUGGAAGCUGGUGCUGUUUGAUGUAUCUUCUGUAGACAGCACCGUGCGAUUUAAUAUGACCAGUCAGUCGGCGGGGUUCUGAGUGGGUUAGUAUACUACUGUUUGCAUUUGUUUUGUGAUUGGAUAUGUAUCUGGGUACUCCUGUACUUGUAUGUGGACACACAAGAAGUUUCAACUUGUGUCUAGGCUUGUGUAUUUGAACAAAUAAUAAAGCAUUGGUAGGACGC